CCCUAGUGCGUGACCACAGCCACAUCACUCGUUUAUCAACUCUUAUCGGCCAUGGACAAAGCGCAGACCAAGCAAUUGCUGAUGUACCGCACGCCCAAUGAGGCGCACAAUCAGAUCUUUAUAUUCAACUCUCCGAUUGACUAUAAGGACCAGCAGUUGAUUGUGUAUCAGCGUCCAGGCGUCCUGUGUGGAGAGACCAGCUUUGGCUAUUGUGUCGUUUACAAGCGGGAUCACUAUAUCCUGAACAAUCCGCCCAACUUCCAGAGCCCCACCAAGAGGAGCUUCCUCAACGAGUGCAUCCGUCAGCUGUAUCUGAUGAACGGUCUGGUUCACAAGCUGUACUGGGGUUCCUCGAGUGCCUCGCUGGCCACGCCUCGCGAGCUGUGGCACCAGGUGGACAGUUGUCUGCAGCCAGAGCGGAUCACCAAGAAGAUCGAGAGCCUGAAGCGGGUGAAGCGACAACUGUUCCGGGAGCCAAGAUGUGGACGCAAGACCACAAAGCCCGUACGCGGCAAGGUCUGGGGCACCCAGGUUUUCAGCUUUCGUCCAAUGCGCGAGAAGAUCGGACGGCGACACAUACGUCGUGGCUUCCUGAGGCCCGCCCGCCAGACGGUGCUCCAGCAAAUGAUCUGCGAGAACCUGAAGCGCGAGAUGGUUUGCUCGCCGGCCGUCUGCCAGACCGUGAUAAGUGCCGCUGAGGGCAUCUUCAAUGUGAACGCAAGCGUCAUCAGCGACAUCUGCUGCUACCACAACAAUGCGGCCCGCCAUCAGCCUGCCGUGGAGUGCCGUCUUACAUCCGGACAGGUGACGCUGAGAAACAACGAGGCCUGUCGGCUCACGCAGCGAGCCAAGCGUUUGGAGGAAAUGUUCAUACACGAACAGGUGCGUCGCGCCGUCCAGAACCAUCAGCUCAUUUUGGAGGAGUCGGUUCGCUCGAUUUUCUAUGCGAAGGAACUGUUUCGCCUCAUCGAGGAUCACGAGGAGUUCGUCUACACCGACAAACAGAUACUGUGUCGGCGUUGAGCAGAUGGAAUCGUACUACAAACAAUUGGCAUAGCCACGCUUCUUCCACUAGGUCUCAUUUCUUUUAUAUAAACUUUAUAUAUAAUGCAUGAUUUGUUAAAAAAUUGUAAAAAUAUUUAGGUAUACAUUAAAACAAACAGAUUAAAGAUUUCUGGACAAUUUA
Drosophila miranda is the source of this 1186-nucleotide messenger RNA. RefSeq lists its product as uncharacterized. The record is from RefSeq and is a predicted model, not a curated record. The transcript has a single exon. Lineage: Eukaryota; Metazoa; Arthropoda; Insecta; Diptera; Drosophilidae. The coding region runs from base 52 to 1023 and encodes 323 amino acids.